AUGAAUUACAACGACAACAAUAAUAAUAAUAACAACUAUGGUCUAAAUGACACCAACUUGGCCAAAAAAUCACAACCUAAAUUGGCACUAUUAUUAGUACUUACUAUUUUUACUUUAAUUCCUCUUAUUGUAUCAACCAAUGUACCAUGGUCAAAACUCCCUAAUACACUUAUAGAGGGUAGUGAAGAGAUCGAUUUCAUAAAUCAAGUUGAAUAUUAUCCAAAAAGAAUUUAUUUAAUUUUAUUAAUUAUAUCAAUUAUAUCAUUGGGUCUUUAUGGUAGUUUGGUUUUUAUUUCAAUGGUAAUCAAAAAACAAUUUUCAAAACUUUUUACAAUUUUACAAAUCAUCCCAAUCAUUGGUUUACUCUUUAACUUUACUGUACUUAUUUUAUCGUUCACCUUUGUUCAAGAUCAACAUGUUUUAGUGAUUGGUGGUACCGAUGUAGAAAUCAAUAUAACUUUAGCUGGUGGUAGCAAUUCUCAAUCUUUAACAUCUGGUGGAUUUGCUGCAUUCUCUAUAGCAUUUUUCUUUAAUACUAUUCUAGUUGCUUUAAACAUUUGUUACAUUUAUUUAUUUAAACAAGAUUAUAACAAUAACGAAAAACAACAACUUUUGUAA
Dictyostelium purpureum is the source of this 618-nucleotide messenger RNA. RefSeq lists its product as uncharacterized. Bases 1 to 618 code for a protein of 205 amino acids. Lineage: Eukaryota; Evosea; Eumycetozoa; Dictyosteliales; Dictyosteliaceae. The record is from RefSeq and is a predicted model, not a curated record. The transcript is spliced from 2 exons.